GACAGCAGCUCGCCGCGUUUCGCACCCACGAUGGCCAAGCCUACGUGGUCGACGCUUACUGCCCUCACCUCGGGGCCAACCUCGGCGCCGGCGGGCGCGUCGUGGGCAAUUGCAUCGAGUGCCCCUUUCAUGGCUGGCUGUUUCGAGGGGAAGACGGAAAAUGCAGCCACAUCCCGUACGCUGCUAAAGUGCCAGAUUUCGCGAGGGUGCGGACCUGGCCGUGCUGCGAGGUGAACGGGAUGCUGCUGCUCUGGUACCACUGCGAAGGGCUCGAUCCGACGUGGGCAGUGCCCGAGCAGCGCGAGAUCGUCACCCGGGAGUGGGUGUUCCGUGGCCAGACAGAGCACCUGGUGGAUGCACACAUCCAGGAAAUCCCCGAGAACGCAGCUGACAUGGCUCACCUGGCUUUUCUCCACGGACCGGCUAUUCUGGGUGGAUCCGACCUGAGAUACACGAGGUCCAAACUGUGGGAUUUUAUGAAGCACACCUGGAAGGCGGAGUGGCAGCCGGAGCCGCCGCCCGAUGAGCAUUGCUCCCGCAUGCUGGUUCAGCACACCGCAACCAUCUUUGGGAAACACUUCUCCUUGUUGGAUUUGACGGUUACAGCCCGCCAGGUGGGGCCAGGGCUGGUUUUCCUGAUCUUCAAACACGCUUUCCUGGGCCAUGGGAUCAUCCUGCAGACGGUGACUCCCCUGGAGCCUCUCCUGCAGAAUGUUGUUCACAAAAUCUACUACCAGAAGAACAUGCCGGCCAUAAUCCCCAAGUUCAUCCUGAGAGCAGAGUGCAUACAGUUUGAGCGUGAUGUAACCAUCUGGAAUAACAAACAGUACCUGCCCAAGCCGCUGCUGGUCAGAGAGGACUCCAGCAUCCAAAAGCACCGGCGCUGGUACGCCCAGUUCUACAGCGAGAAGAGCAAGAGGGUCCCAGCACGGGAGGGUCUGGACUGGUGA
Apaloderma vittatum (bar-tailed trogon) is the source of this 950-nucleotide messenger RNA. RefSeq names its product cholesterol desaturase daf-36-like. The annotation marks the transcript as partial. Gene Ontology annotation, cellular component: chloroplast. Gene Ontology annotation, molecular function: 2 iron, 2 sulfur cluster binding; chlorophyllide a oxygenase activity. The record is from RefSeq and is a predicted model, not a curated record. NCBI's taxonomy places the organism in Eukaryota, Metazoa, Chordata, Aves, Trogoniformes, Trogonidae. The transcript is spliced from 6 exons. Gene Ontology annotation, biological process: cholesterol metabolic process; chlorophyll biosynthetic process.